This is a messenger RNA of Podarcis raffonei (Aeolian wall lizard), 1704 nucleotides long. RefSeq names its product TIMELESS interacting protein (gene TIPIN). Gene Ontology annotation, cellular component: replication fork protection complex; nucleus. The transcript is spliced from 8 exons. NCBI's taxonomy places the organism in Eukaryota, Metazoa, Chordata, Lepidosauria, Squamata, Lacertidae. Gene Ontology annotation, biological process: DNA replication checkpoint signaling; DNA damage response; replication fork arrest. The record is from RefSeq and is a predicted model, not a curated record. The coding region runs from base 250 to 966 and encodes 238 amino acids. Gene Ontology annotation, molecular function: DNA binding.
UUCCGUUGGUAUUGUCCGGUUGGGAGGGGGCUUCCUCUCCUCGGUGGGUUUGCGUGGAGGCGGCUCGAGGCCCAGGUUUGCUGCACUAGGAAGAGGAGCGGCGGCGGCUCCCCUUCACGAGGACCUGGGCGAGGCCCAGAAAAGGGCUUCCCAAAUCAUGGUCAAGGGGAUGAAGGAGCAGCUUUUCCCCUCAGAGGGAAGGUUGCAGCUUUCAGAAGGAAGGAGGGAUAGAGUGCUUUGGAUCGCAAGAUGAUAGAUCCAAUAGAUGGCAAUUUGUUUGAUCUUCCUGAUUAUGAACAAAUCCAGGAUGAGACGUUUCUACCUCUACCACCUCCAGACUCUCCAGGAGGAGAUGUUGAAGGCAACUUAAUGAAUGGAGAAUCAGAAGAAAACAAAUUGUCACAAGCCAAGGAUUCUUCUAAGACUACAAGGCGAUCUGUUAAAAGGCCAGUGCCUAAACUAGAUGCUGACAGGUUAGUUUCAGAGCGAGGACUUCCAGCUUUGCGGAAUAUGUUUGAUAAUAUAAAAUUCAAAGGUAAAGGUUAUGAGGAAGCAGACCUGAAGGCGCUUGUGAGGCAUAUGGAGCACUGGGCUCACAGGCUAUUCCCUAAACUUCCAUUUGAGGAUUUUGUUGACAAAGUAGAGAGUUUAGGAGGUAAACAACCAGUCCAGGCAUGCUUGAAGCGAAUUAGACUUGACCUGCCCAUGUUGCAUGAAGAAUUCACAAGUAAUGAAGGUGAGGAUGGGGGAAGCAAUGGACCUAAUCCAGCCACUGAAGAAUUAGAUUUAUUUUCUGAAAUCCAAAAUGCACGAGAAGACUUUGGUUUGCCCCCAAAUAGCACACUAACAGAGGAGCAACUGCAGAGAAUUGAAAGGAACAGGCAAAUAGCCAUGGAAAGAAGACAAGCAAAAACACAGUUCAACAGUCAGUCACAAGAAGAGCUGCAAGUGACCCAGGCAGAUUAAGAAUGUCACAUCAUUGUGGCUCAGGAACAAGAUGACCUGCCUGUGGUGGAAGGAGGAAAUGUACCUUUUCAGACUAUUGAGAAGAAGGAAAUUGGAAGUAUAGAAGAUAAAUGACCUUUAACUUUUGUAUCAAGUGACCAAGGACCAACAUCUUGAAUUAUACGUCACAUAUUCCUGUUAUUUCUUCCUCUUGAAAGUGGUUUUUUUAAUGGAUUUUUUUCUACUGGAACAACUGAUCAUUCUUCCCAGUUCCACUGGUCUCACUUACAUGUAAAGAUGAGCCAAACCAUGGCUAGGCAUGAAUGAGCAAGUGUGCUGGUAAGAGGUGAAAACUGUGGCUGCUUGACUCCACCCCUGUAGUGCUAUCCAUGGUUUGACUUAAUGUUCUGUGCAAACCUAGACUUGUGGUUUGUCUUCUCCAAUCAAACCAUGAGCAGUAAGCUAAGAACAAGCUUUAGUUACAGCUUGUGGCUAAGCUAUAGUUUGGCUUAAUGUUGCAUGCUAAUUUGGCCUUUCAGUGAGAGUUCUGUAAUUCAGAUUUUUUUUUCUUUAUCCACCACUUUGGAAAUGGUGUUUCUCAGUUUAAAGUGAGACGAGUUGAAGCUUGAAUUAAAAGUAAUGGCUGCUAAUCCUUCAAUGAGAAAGCACCAUUCUCACAGUAGAUGUUAUAAAAUGUUACAUAUAGAAAGCAGACCAAAGCAAUGAUAGUUCUGCCAUUAAAAUUUUUUAUAACUUUCA